Penaeus chinensis is the source of this 931-nucleotide messenger RNA. RefSeq names its product transmembrane protein 17-like. The coding region runs from base 45 to 626 and encodes 193 amino acids. The transcript is spliced from 4 exons. Gene Ontology annotation, cellular component: ciliary transition zone. Gene Ontology annotation, biological process: non-motile cilium assembly. The record is from RefSeq and is a predicted model, not a curated record. NCBI's taxonomy places the organism in Eukaryota, Metazoa, Arthropoda, Malacostraca, Decapoda, Penaeidae.
CCAGCGUGGCAGAAGAGUGAGGACUAAGCUGCCAAAGGAACAAAAUGUCUAAAUUGUAUGCUCAUAAUUAUGAGAAUGCUAGGCGUCUGGUGUCCAGUACAGUGGAGAGUCUAACUGGGAAGUUUUUCCCGAGUGUCUCGUUUGAUCAGCUUGGGGAAAAUUCUUAUGGUAAUGAGGUCGUAUCAAGCUUACCUCUUCAAAUGGUGCUUUACUUCUCAGCUCUUUUCUUUCCAUUUUGGUUAACGUCUUCAAUGAUCAUGGUGACACUGAAGUUUCAAUACGUGUCCAACUUAUAUCAGUUUGUCCUGGUUGCCAUAUAUGUGGCAGUUCCUCUGAUUGAGGUCAUUCGCCUGUAUAUUGGACAUAUUGGAAAUCUAGAGGAGAAGGUUCCAGAACUGGCAGGCAGCUGGCUCCUCACUCUCCUUUUGCAACUCCCUCUCCUUGUUUUUCUGCUGGUCGUUCCGGGAAUUUGGCCUCUGCCCAUGGACUAUGCGGUCAACUCCAUUUUCCUUAUAUUCAUAGUGCUGCAUCUCCUGUUUGGAUAUUAUGCAAUAAAUACAACUGCUGCCCAUCAAACUAGGUUAUAUCACAUGUACAUGGUGAUGAGGCAGAACCAUGAUGAAUGAAGUAGCUAUACAUUGUCAUAUUUGUUACUCAUUGCUACUCCUAUUACUAUGAGUGAUAAUUGUUAUAAUUACUUUAACUAUUGUUUUUUUUUUUUUUUAAAUAAGUGUUUUUAUAUAACUUCAAUGCUUGCCAUUUCUUUCUUACACACUUUUUACUCAUAAACUACAUGGUGCUCCUGUCUGCUGAUUUUUCUUCACUUUUAGUGUCACACAUCUUAACAAAUUUGUAAACACACACACACACACACACACACACACACACACACACACACACACACACACACACACACACACACACACACACA